CGGACGUCAACAUGUUGACAAUCAGGGAAGGGCAUGAACCCGGUCAAAAGUCCCGACCAAUUUAAGUGCCGUGACGAUGCGGCUCAUCGCUACCGGGUGAGACUUAGAACCUCGUUUGGUUCGCACUUCCCAAAAUACUCCUCCUUGACAACGCCCUUUUCACUAUUCCUUUCCCUGCGCUGUGCGCGUGUUGGCGCCCUUCUACGGACUAGAUUAAACGGAAAUCUGUCGCGCUAUGCCGAAGGACCGUGGCUGUUCCUCCUCGAGAGAAUCCACGUUCGACUGAAGCCCAGCCAGGUUGGUCGAGAAGCGCCAAAAGGAACUGCAUUACAAUCAGAGAUUGCUCCUAAUGUUGCCACCUAUUUCGAACCCCCGCGAACUAUACCUCAAGCGCAAGCAUCCUCCACAGUGAAAGGCCCGAAACAAUGUCGCUCCGCCCGCACCCUCUCCGGCAAGCCCAGACCGCCGACUACUCGGUCAACCGCCAGCCUUCAAGUGCAUCAUCGUCGGCAUCCUCGGGCUUCUCCAAUUCAUCUAGCGGAUUCGAGAGUCGGGCAAGCACCCUGCUGUCAGCACCUUCCAGCCCUUCCAGCAUGUACUCCAAUCUGGGGCAUAAACGCGGGCAAAGCGAGGCCAGCCGACUACCAUCGUUUGUACCACCACCCACCAAGAGCUUCAACCCUAAGCCAACGUCGGAAAACAUCUACAACGCGGCUCGUCAAUCCCUUCGACCGCUCCCCCAGGUCCCCGCAGCCUCGACUCCAUCCAGGACCGUUACCCGUCAUGAUCGGGGCCAGAGCCUCGACAUCAGCAAGUUGUCUUUAGAAGAUAACUGUCGAGGUUCGCCAAUUUCUCCUCCACGAUCAAAUGCCGCCCGACCAUAUUCCAUGCUCCUGACUCGAUCAGAUUCUAUUAAUCGCGGCAGCACCGCCGUGGCCCAUGCUCACUCUCCCUCCUCUCACCAAGUCCACUCCAGCCCGCUUGCGACUCCGGAUCUUGAGAGGCUUGGACGGUCGUCGACAAAUCAGCUGCGGACACUGUCCAGGCUGGCCCAGUCAGGUGCUGCCGACGAGUUUGCCAUCACCCUCCCCGCGCAAGAAGUUGUUGGUCUCCGUGGUCGUCGUAGGCUUCAGCGGGCUGACAAGCCAAAUGCCUUGCAGGUGGGCCAGCGGAACGGAGGCUACGGCUGGGAGGGCCGAAAUUGGAUGGAUAAGCAGAGACAGUUCCUCCAAGCAUAUGAAUAUCUCUGCCACAUUGGAGAGGCCAAGGAAUGGAUCGAGGAUAUUAUCCACCGCUCGAUCCCGCCCAUCGUGGAGCUAGAAGAAGCUCUGCGAGAUGGAGUUACGCUCGCCGAGGUUGUCGAGGCCCUCAACCCCGACCGGCGGUGCAGGAUAUUUCACCACCCACGACUUCAAUACCGACACUCGGACAACAUCGCCAUCUUUUUCCGGUACCUGGACGAGGUUGAGCUCCCAGAUCUAUUCCGCUUCGAACUGAUCGACCUUUACGAGAAGAAAAACAUUCCAAAAGUCAUAUACUGUAUACAUGCUCUGAGUUGGCUGCUCUUCCGCAAGGGAAUCGUCGACUUCCGCAUCGGCAACCUUGUAGGCCAGCUUGAAUUCGAACACCAUGAGUUAGAGGCUAUGCAGAAAGGCCUCGAUAAGCUGGGAGUAAGCAUGCCUAGCUUCGGGACCAUGGGAGCCGACUUUGGCGUCGAACCUACGCCAGAACCCGAAGAGACGGAGGAGGAGAGAAUUGACAGGGAAUUGGCCGAAAAUGAGGGCGCAAUAGUCGACCUUCAAGGGCAGAUGCGCGGAGCCCUGCUGAGGAUGAAACUCGGAAACACGAUGCAGCAACUAUGGGACUCGGAAGCCAUGCUAGUCGAGCUCCAAGCUCGCGUACGAGGAGACUUCACACGUCAGAUCAUGGCUUAUAGGCUCCAGAUGCGGAAGUUCGCAGUCGGCUUACAGAGUUCUGCGCGCGGAUUCCUCGUUCGACAGCAACUAGCUCAAAAGGAGACGUUCUGGAAGAGCAUGGAAGGCGACAUCUUGAAUCUACAGAGUUUAAUACGGGCCUCCAAGGUCCGCAGCGAGGUACGAGAUGAGCGGUCCCAACUAUCCAGGGCCAGUGGCCCCAUCCGAGACGUCCAGGCGCUGGUCAGGGGCUUUCUGGCUAGAGAGCGGGUGCUCGACCAGCAACACGAGACGACUCGCGCGGCUGGUGCAGCCCCGGAGCUGCAGGGUGCCAUUCGAGGCAUGUUGUUAAGAAGGGCGCUGGAACGUCAACGGGAGGAUCUGGAGCGACAAGCCGGCGCCAUAGCUGGCCUGCAGGCUGCUGCAAGGGCAAUGCUGACCAGAAACCAGAUCGGUUUGCAGUUGGAGAGCCUCGACAAAUUUGCGCCGAUAUGGGAGACACUCCAAGCUGCCUGCCGAGGAAACCUUGCUAGGUCCAAUGUCCGGGCGACUAAGGCAGAGCUUCGACAACAUUCUCCAGCUCUGGGUCUUCUCCAGGCCUGCCUGAGGGGGGCUGCCGUGCGGAGAGAAGUAUCGGAAACUCUGGAGGGAUUGGGAGAGAAUGAAAAGAGUGUUUCACGGCUCCAGUCGUCUAUUCGAGGCAUGCUUCUUCGAAGUCGACUUGCAGACGACCUCGAGGCCCUUACGAUGCAGACACCCAACAUCACAGCCCUCCAGUCGUGGAUUCGUGGAUUUCUGUAUCGAAAACAGCACAAUGAUUUCCUCAGCCAACUCGGCUCUUACACCCAAGAAAUCAUCUCUCUCCAGUCUUUCUCCAGGGCAAUGCUUCUCCGAGCCGAUAUCGCGGCUCUUUUGGAACAGCUCGAGGACCAGGAGGAAUCCAUCGUUACAUUCCAGGCCGCGGCCAAGGCCUUCAUCAUCCGAAAAAAUUUCGAGGAGAAGAAGCGAUUCUUUAACGAGAACAUGCAGAAAGUCGUCAAGAUCCAGAGCUUCGUCCGGGCAAAACUUCAGGGGGAAGCCUACAAGAAUCUCACGACGGGCAAGAACCCACCGGUUGGUGCUGUCAAGAACUUCGUCCACCUUCUCAACGACAGUGAUUUCGACUUCAACGAAGAGGUUGAAUUCGAACGGAUGCGGAAGACUGUGGUCCAGCAGGUCAGGCAGAAUGAGAUGCUGGAACAAUACAUCGACCAGCUCGACAUCAAGAUUGCCUUGCUCGUCAAGAACAAGAUCACCCUGGACGAGGUUAUCAGGCACCAAAACAACUUUGGUGGCCAUACCAGCAACUUACUCGCCAACAGCUCCAUGUCAAGCGCCAACCAGUUUGAUCUGAAGGCCCUGAACAAGAGCUCACGGAAAAAGCUGGAGUCGUAUCAGCAGUUGUUCUUCACCCUUCAGACCCAGCCUCAGUAUCUGGCUCGCCUUUUUAAGCGCGUGCGCGAACAAGGGACGACAGAGAAGGAGUGCAAGCGGAUCGAACACCUGAUGAUGGGCCUCUUCGGCUAUGCUCAGAAGCGGAGAGAGGAAUACUAUCUCUUGAGGCUCAUCGGAAGAUCGAUCAGGGAGGAGAUCGAGUCGUGCGGCCUGCUUCAAGACUACCUCCGUGGCAACUUCUUCUGGUCGAAACUCCUGAGCAACUAUACCCGAUCACCCCGAGACCGGAAAUACCUGAGGGACCUCCUUGGCCCCCUGAUCCGCGACAACAUUAUAGAGGACCCGGCCUUGGACCUGGAGAGCGACCCAAUGCAGAUAUACAGAUCAGCCAUCAACAACGAGGAGCUACGAACAGGUCGACCGAGCCAUCGACCUCUGGAUAUCCCCCGCGAGCUGGCGAUCAAGGACCCCGAAACCCGAGCGCUCUUCAUCGACCACCUCCGAGAUUUGCGCGAGAUUUGCGAUCAGUUCCUCUUGGCGCUGGAAGAUCUACUUCCCCGGAUGCCGUAUGGGCUUCGCCUCGUCUGUCGGCAGACGUUCGAAGGACUUUGCCAGCACUUCAAACGAGAACCACAGCAAAAUCUCCUUCAGGUUGUCGUCAACUGGCUCUGGCGCUUUUAUCUGCAACCCGCGCUCACCUCGCCCGAGAAUGUCGGCGUCAUCGAGAAGCAGCUGAGUCCUCUUCAAAAGCGGAACUUGAGUGAAGUUGCCAAAGUCCUCGGGCAGAUUGCAUGCGGGCGUCUAUUCGGUGGCGAAAACAUAUAUCUCCAGCCCCUUAAUGCAUUCCUCGAGCAUUCGAUUGCACGGCUCAUGCACAUCGCCGGCGCACUAAUCGACGUGCCAGAUGCAGAGAGCACGUUUGACAUUGAUGAGUUCAACGACCUCUACGCGAAGAACAGGCCAACUCUCUACAUCAAGAUGACCGACAUCUUCGCCAUCCACAGCCUCGUUGCCGCGGAGCUUCCCUUCAUAUGCCCGAACCGAGAUGACAUGCUUCGCGAGAUCAUCCAGGAUCUCGGUAGUGCUAAGAAUAACGAGAACGAGAUGACAGCUGCGGGCUCCUCGGACAUCCAGAUGUUCCUCACCCCGAAACUGCAUGAUGUCGAAGACCCCGAUGCGGAGGCUAAGGCAUUGUUCAUGGAGACCAAGAGGUGUAUUCUAUAUAUCAUUCGUGUCCAGACCGGGGCCAACUUGUUGGAGAUCCUCGUCAAACCCAUCACCCCGGAGGACGACCACAAGUGGCAAAUGCUCCUGCACGAGGACUUCUCGGCCAGCUCAAGCACUAGAGGCGCUUAUUCCGAUACCAACAUGGUCGACGUGACCCGCAUGUCAUACUACAACCUGAAGAGGAUCGCUCUCGAGAAUGUAUUGCGGCUCGAGCACAUGGGUCGGAUAUCUAAGCACAACCAUUACCAAGACGUCCUCAAUGCGAUAGCCCUCGACAUCCGCACCAAGAGUAGAAGGAGAGUCCAGCGCCAACGAGAGCUGGAAGGUGUGCGGUUGACCCUCAGCAAUUUGCACCAGAAGGCCGCAUAUCUCGAGCAGCAACGCAAGAGCUACGACGACUACAUCGAACAGGCCAUGGCAACACUGCAAAACAAGAAGGGCAAAAAGCGCUUCCUCCUCCCCUUCACCAAACAGUACAACCACCAGCGCGAGCUCGAGCGCAGCGGCCGGGUGCCCAAGUUCGGGUCGUUCAAGUACAGCGCGCGGGCGCUCUCGGAGAGGGGCGUCGUGGUGUCGUGGGCGGGCGUGGCCGACCGGGACCUGGACAAGAUCAACCUCACCAUCUCGUGCGACCAGGUGGGCGUCUUCUCGAUCGAGGGGUCGCGCGGCCACAUCCAGAUACCCGGGGCGAGCGGCCUCGUGCCCAUCGAGGACCUGCUGCAGGCGCAGUUCGAGGCGCACCAGUUCAUGAACCUGUUUGAGGGGAACUUGAAGCUCAACGUCAACUUGCUGCUUCAUCUGCUGUACAGGAAGUUCUACAGGACGCAGUAGUAGGGCGGUUCCUUGGCGUGGCCCACAUGGGUUCGCGCGUAUUUCGAAGUUGGGGCAUCGGUGUAAGGGCGGAUCGGUGGCUGGAAACAGGGAGGAUGGAUCUUUGCCUUGAUGAUGGGCGUUGCAUGUUCGAUGCGGCCACGGAUCACGAAUUUUGUUUGUUCUUUUUUUUUUUCU
Molecule: messenger RNA, 5582 nt
Organism: Phialemonium atrogriseum
Lineage: Eukaryota; Fungi; Ascomycota; Sordariomycetes; Cephalothecales; Cephalothecaceae
Exons: 2
Coding region: 426-5405 (1659 amino acids)
Biological process (GO): regulation of GTPase activity; mitotic actomyosin contractile ring assembly actin filament organization
Cellular component (GO): cell cortex
Molecular function (GO): actin filament binding; calmodulin binding; GTPase activator activity
Source: RefSeq, a predicted model, not a curated record